Molecule: messenger RNA, 2058 nt
Organism: Hippocampus comes (tiger tail seahorse)
Lineage: Eukaryota; Metazoa; Chordata; Actinopteri; Syngnathiformes; Syngnathidae
Gene: ghrhrl
Product: growth hormone releasing hormone receptor, like
Exons: 14
Coding region: 126-1373 (415 amino acids)
Biological process (GO): cell surface receptor signaling pathway; positive regulation of cell population proliferation; adenylate cyclase-activating G protein-coupled receptor signaling pathway
Cellular component (GO): plasma membrane
Molecular function (GO): growth factor binding; peptide hormone binding; G protein-coupled peptide receptor activity
Source: RefSeq, a predicted model, not a curated record
UGAAUUGAUAGGUAGAACUAAUAUUGGAGAAUGAGAGAGUGAGUGAGAGAGGGUCUCAAGCAUACUCAAGCUGCUUCCAGCGCGGCUUCCACUCUCCACAGGCUCUACGCCGGGUGGACGGCAGCAUGCAGCGGAUGUGCUCCAGAGGGGCUUUCCUCACCCUGUGCUUGGCACCUGCCGCGCUAACAAGCCUGCACCCUGAAUGCGAGUUCAUCUUCCAGCUGGAGAAAGACGAGCUCCGCUGCCUGCGCUCCAUCGCCGAGCAGGGAAACGCGAGUGCGCAAGGUUGUCGAGCAUUCUGGGACGCGGUGGUGUGUUGGCCUCACGCUGCGGUCGGGGAAACUGUUCACAACGCUUGUCCUGCUGUGUUUUCCCUCUUCGGAAACAACACGGGACAAGUGAGACGAAAUUGCACCGACGAAGGUUGGUCCAGACCCUUCCCGCCAUACCAUGUUGCCUGCAGUGUGGACGAUGACCUUCCAGAGACAGAGCAGACGUACUACGCCACAGUUAAAUUGAUCUACACCGUCGGCUACAGCAUCUCUCUGCUGGUGCUGACCGCCGCCGUGGUCAUCCUGCUGUUCUUCAGAAGGCUGCGCUGCGCCCGGAACUUCAUCCACAUCCAACUCUUCCUCACGUUCAUCCUGAAAGCCGCGGCGGUGUUCAUCAAGGACGCCACCCUGUUCUCCAGCGACGACACCAACCACUGCACCCUCUCCACCUUUGCCUGCAAGGCCGCCGUGGUCUUUUGUCACUAUUGCGUCAUGGCCAAUUUCUUUUGGCUCCUGGUGGAGGCGCUCUACCUCACUUCCCUGCUGCUCUCCUCCUUGUACCGCCGACGCCAGUGCCUGUGGGGGUUCAGUCUGCUGGGAUGGGGGGUUCCUGUGUUCUUCAUCGUGCUGUGGAUUGCCUCCCGGGUGUAUUUUGAAGACACAGAAUGCUGGGACAUCAAUGAGGACUCGCUCUAUUGGUGGAUCAUCAAGGGCCCGAUUGUGGUGUCCAUUGUGGUCAAUUUCAUCCUCUUCGUCAACAUCGUUAGAAUUCUGAUCCAGAAGCUGAGCCCCCGUCUGAUCCAAUUCAAUAACUCCUCGCAGUACAGACGCCUGACCAAGUCCACCCUGCUGCUCAUCCCCUUGUUUGGCACCCACUACAUCUUCUUCAAUUUCCUGCCUGACUACUUUAACGUGAACCUGCGCCUCUGCCUUGAGCUCUGCAUCGGAUCCUUCCAGGGACUGCUUGUGGCAAUCCUCUACUGCUUCCUCAAUCAAGAGGUGCAAAAAGAGGUGCACAUGCAGUGGCUCAGGUGGCAAGAGAGGAGCUGUGGCGUGGUGUCCCCCGCGGCAAAGGGCAGCAUGAUGGACACACCCUUCUAGACGUGCCUCCGCAUCUCACACACACACACACACACACAGCUCUGUCUCCAGAUGCACUUGGACGCCCCAUUGGUCAAACGGAAUCUGACUUUAGUUGAAUUAAGGGCCCAAUCUAAAAACUAAAGUCAUCAUUUAUUCAUCAAUCGCAAACAGCGGGCGUCUGCUGCCGCCAUCGUAUUGGUGUUCAAUCGUAUUGGUACAUGGCCAUAUAAAUGUUAUUAUCAUGCAGUAUUUUGUGUUACAUCAUUUCUGUGAUUAUUAAGUCAUUUGUAUUAUGCUUUAAAUGUAAUAAGCUUCAAUUGGUCCCAUACUGCACCUUGGGUGAGCGUUUUUGUUUCAUUACAAAGAGCUUACAUCAGUCCUUUGCCUUAGCACGAAUGUAUGAGCUUGUGAUGUGUUUCCUGUGUAUUUAUACGUGUCUCAACGUUUGCUUGCAAUGGACUUUUGGAAAGCCUUGUGAAAAAAACAAUUCUUCACUGUUUUCUUCACUUUUCACGAGAUAACAUCAGAUAUGGCAGUUCUAAAAUGUUUCAAGUAAAUCAGAUGAUGGGAGCAAGCUUUUGAAGUGUCUUUUUCUUUUUUUUUUCCCUUUUUCCUUCAACACAAGAGGAAAAUGGUAUAGUACGUAUUUGUUUGAAGCACUUCCAAAAUAUAAGAAGAUAUAAAACAAAUGAAAAACACUUGA